AUGAGAAUGGGACUGUACGAAUCUUGGUCUGCUGGCCAUUCUAUAAUGGAGCUCCUGUUUGUGAUUGAUACAAGGAACGAAUUUUCAGGAUUCGCGGAUGAGGGAGCUGAAACGCCUGAUAGAGCGACUGGUGACUGUGAGACGGACUCUUCUGAUGAUGAUUAUCAGAUUACGAGCGAAUGGCCCCCUUUCAAAAAGGUUGGCGAUUAUGACCCCUUUUGUGACGAUGCAAGCCUGUCAGUCCAAAGAAUAGCGUUUGACGAAAAAUCUGGCCAUUUAGUUGUAGGAUGUAGAGGUGGCCAUGUACUUGUUUACUCACUUGAGGAAGACGAAAAGGAGUUGACUCCUCAGGUGUUGAAUGUAGAAUUAUAUGAAGCUUCAAAGUUACCUGCACAAGCACGAAAUAGUGGAGCGCUACCUCCUCGGAAUAAACCUAAGAAAUAUCUGCCAGGAUAUCAGCCGUACUCUUUGUCUGUUCAAAACAAAAGUGCAUUGGUGCAACUUCGUCCAGCACUUGCUGUAUCAGCUGUGGCUUGUAUAUCUUCUCGACAUUUAGUCGCAGCAUCCAAUGAAUACGGCUUUGCCAUCAUAGAUAUGAAUAAGCAGGCUAUAAUCCUUCAGAACAGCUUUGUAAACCAGUCAGAUAUCCAUCACGUUGGUGCCUUCGACGAUGCUUUAUCGCGUUUCAAAAGUAUGAAGAAGUCUAUUCGACAGACGUUCCGGAGGAAGAAGAAGACGCCUGUAACUUCACUGGAUAACACAAUUGGUACAGUGAAUAGUGAAUCAUCUGCGAAAGAAACAUCUGCUCACAAUAUCUCAAAAGUGUUCAGCGAUAAUGAGGAUGAUGAAGUGAUGGUGACAAAACCUGUAGAACGUCUCAUUGAGGAGCGGGGAGCAUGUCCGUUGGAAUCUCCUACUUGGUUCAUUCGAUGCCUCAAAUUCCUCUCUAUUCCGGCAAUGGGUAUAGCAGGCGUAUGUGACGUAUUCGUGGUAGGAACGAAUGGUGGGAAACUGACAGCCAGCGAGCUGAAAGAUGUGUGUAAGUUGCUCAAAACUAUAGCUCUGCGCCACGGAGCUCCCAUCAUUCAUGUGGAUGUCAUACUAGAACCAGGAACAAGGCAGGCGUCCUCAGCUCGUCUGAUAAUUUUCACAGAAGAACAGAUCAGAAGUUUUUAUUUGCCAAGCCUCAAGCCUUCACGAUACAAGGUAAAGCUAACAAGCGUCGAAGGACUACGAAUUCGGAAAGCAGCUAUUGUCACUCUCCAUAAUGCAAACGAUCUCUCUAACUGUGAAAGUUUCGCAGCAAUUGUGAAUAAUCAUGGUGAAGUAGCCGUAUAUUCACUCGCGAAUCCUAAGAAGACGGAGAAAUUUUCUGUUGUGAAGGUAAGAACGAAAUUUAUUUCGAACCGGAGCGACGAUAGGGUCAUUUUGAAAUGUAGUGACUCGCGGUCGACUUGA
Messenger RNA from Cooperia oncophora, 1458 nucleotides. The record is from the annotation of a GenBank genome assembly. NCBI's taxonomy places the organism in Eukaryota, Metazoa, Nematoda, Chromadorea, Rhabditida, Trichostrongylidae.